AUGUCAGAUUGGUCUACAGCUGAAAAUCCUUUUAUGGAUAAUGGCGAGGUCUAUAGCAAUACAUUUAAGCCUCUUCCAUUGCCAGAUGAUUCAUUAGGUUUUGAUGCUAUAGAGCCUCCAACAGUGACUCCUGCAGCUACAGUGAGACCCGAUAUCACACAGGGAUUGCAGAGUAGUAGAGAUAGUGGCAAGAGUACGCAGGAUCAAGACGAUGAUUUAGAGUCAAUUCUUUUUGAUUUAGGAAUACAGGAUGCUUAUGAUUCACCAGUGAAUCCUUCAUCUGGUGAACAAUCUUCAGAAACUGGAUCGGUGCUAUAUGAAAAGACACAUACGAGAAAAAUAAGCGGAUCGGGCAUUUUUGGGUUUGUUGGAACUGGUUCCAAUACACAGCUGGCAAUACCGGGAAUAGAUAUUAAUUCUGUGCCGCUUAAUAACAAAAAGCCAGUUUAUAAUGAGGUGAUGAACUUUGACAACUUAAACUUUCAUCGAAGUCACCCGAACGCUCAAUGCCGGGAAGGCCUACAAAGUUCUGCAAAGGUCCAAAGGGUGACAAGAUUGCGUAGGCGUGACAGUCUCAAGCAUGAUGAUGAUCCGGACUACUUUUUCACUGGUGAUGCUAGUGGAAAAUACAAAUUUCCUACAUCCUCAGUCACUUUAGGUAGCACAGGGCAGGUGACUGCUUCUUAUUCGGCCCAGGAUUUGAAGGCUUUGAGACCAUAUCAUGAUAAUUUGGAAGGCUGCCACCCUGAUAAUAGAAGAACCCCAUCUGCAAUAGCAUCAUCUCCAAUAAGAAAAGCCCCGAUCGCAGUAGAAGUCAAUAGUGUUGAAGAUAUUGACAGGAUUCUUAAUGGUAAGGACUUGAAAGGCGGAAGUGCCGUAGCAAAGCCUAAGCUUUCACAUCAAAUCCCUAGUUUGGCUCCUUUGUCUAGCACUAGCGUUCAAUCAAGUCCUGGUGCACAAGCAUAUAAGAGCCCAGAUAUGAGCCCCGUGACUAGUUCUCCAAUAAGGUUCAAGUCUGUCUCACCUUUUGGAAAAGGAACAAAGUUUACAACUCCUCUGAAAGUUAAAAAUACAUUCUCCCGCACGCCAAGUCCGCAAAGGGCCCCUAAACGACUAAACUGGAUUCCGACAUUAAUCACAAAAAAGAAUGAUUUAUCGGAGAAGAUUCUUAAAGAACAAGCUAAGUCCCCAACUAGAAAGAAAAGGCCAACAAUUAGAUCAACACUGGCUACGGGUACUUUGGACAAAUAUUUUGUUGGUCCUGAUAGCAAUAAAUUAUACACAUGCAAGUAUAAAAACUGCAGUAAAACAUUCACCAGAAUAUCAAACAUCCGAGCACAUAUUCAAACUCAUCUUUGUGACAGGCCAUUUGUUUGCCCAGUAUGUAAAAAAGCAUUUGUCAGGAAUCAUGACUUGAGACGUCAUUACAAAGGACAUCUGGAAUAUCAGUAUGUCUGUCCAUGUGGUAAAAAGUUUCCAAGACAAGAUGCACUAAAAAGACAUAGAAUAAGGAAUAUAUGCGUCGGUGGUAUCCCUGAUGAUAGAGGGGUGCUGAAAAGAAAAGGUAAGAAAUCUAAAAAGAGAGAAAAUAAAGCAAGGAUAAUCAUUCAGAAUACCAUCACGAAUGAUUUUAGCAGUGCAAUUCAUAAUCAUACAAAACAGCAGAUGUAUACAAAUAAUUGUGGCCAUGUAUGGACACCGGCACCUACGAACAUAAUUCCUAAUCAACUUCAAAGGCAGAUACUCCCACAAAAAGCACCUUUGAACACAUUCCGACCUCCAGAAUUAAGGUCACAAGGCCUUUCCGUUGCUGGAUAUUCUAAUGCUACAGAAACAAAUAUUUGCCAACAUCCAGAAUUUGGUGCAACAAAUGGACAAUGUCCACCGUACAUUCAGGAAAAUAUGAUUAAUUCAAUUCCGAACGGUGGAAAUGGAUCUAAUACCAAUAACGAACUUGACAUGUCGAUGGAAUAUCCCUUUGAUUUUGAUGAAAUCACAAAUUUUUAA
Molecule: messenger RNA, 2007 nt
Organism: Brettanomyces bruxellensis
Lineage: Eukaryota; Fungi; Ascomycota; Pichiomycetes; Pichiales; Pichiaceae
Exons: 2
Coding region: 1-2007 (668 amino acids)
Biological process (GO): regulation of transcription by RNA polymerase II
Cellular component (GO): nucleus
Source: RefSeq, a predicted model, not a curated record